UGCUAUUCACAUUUGCGUCUGGUCUCGUCUCGUCUGGUUUUGUCUCCGGCGCAACAGCGGAGUCUCAGUUGGACCACAGAGAAACGAAAAAGUGAUUUUUUGUGGUGUGAAAUAUAAGAAACAAAUAUAAUAUCAAAAGAUGAAAGUCACUUUGGCGUUAGCGACUUUCUGCCUGGUGGCUGCCUGCGCCAAUGCGCAAAAGGGCAGAACCACAACAACCACAGGCACCAAGCCGGGUCGUUUCCUCUCACUGCCCGUGCCCGCCAAGUGCGCUAGCCGCCCCAAGGAGUUCUCCUAUCGCGGCAAAAACAUGUUCCUAAGCACACAUGUGCCGGCGCUUGCCAACAGGAAGGUCGACUGGUUGGAUGGUCGUAAUCUGUGCCGCGAGUACUGCAUGGAUCUGGUCGCACUGGAGACCCAAGAGAAGAACAAUCUGAUCUUCCGUGUCAUUCAGCAGAAUGAUGUGCCCUACAUCUGGACCGCUGGACGCAUUUGCGAUUUCGCUGGCUGCGAAAAUCGUCCCGAUCUGGAGCCCAAGCAUGUUUAUGGCUGGUUCUGGUCUGCAACCCGCGAGAAGAUCCAGGCCACCAACCGCAUUCCACAGGGCUGGGGCUACAAUCCCUGGUCGCAGACCGGUCACAAGAAGCGCCCACAGCCCGACAAUGCUGAGUACGACAUCAACCAGACCAAGGAGCAGUGUCUCUCCGUGCUGAACAAUGUCUACAACGAUGGCAUCGCAUGGCACGAUGUUGCCUGCUAUCACGAGAAGCCCGUCAUCUGCGAGGAUAACGAAGAGCUGCUGCGCUAUGUGGCGGCCACAAAUCCGGGCAUUCGUCUAUAAGCUACUGAAGUUUAAAUGCUUCUGCAUUGUUUGUGUAAUUUUAAAGCUACUUAUUAUAAUACUCCCUAAAUGAGUUCUUUUUGUAUAAUUUUGUUUUAUGUGUACGACGAAUGUGCAAGACAAAUAGACUUUAGAAUUUAUAAAAAAAAAAAACCCCGAUCUUACAUAUAUAGACAUCUAGAGACAUGCCGGAAAAUUCACAAAACCCUCUUCGUAACUGCCAAUUUUACACGUAGAACUCGAUUUUUUUGAAACUAAACUAUUUCCUUCCUACAAAUUGUAUUUAUAUAAAAUUGUUAAGUACGACUAUUUACUGGAAAUUCGCUACGCCCCAAAAUCUCUUUGGUAUUUUAGUUCAAAACAAAAAGAAAAAAAAAAAAAACAGAACAAGAAAAGGAAAGAGAAAAGAAAAACUUACCAUUCGAUUGCCCUGCAAAACAAAGAGAUUGAAUAAAAUGUUGUAAUUCAUAAAAAAAAAA
This is a messenger RNA of Drosophila virilis, 1320 nucleotides long. RefSeq names its product C-type lectin domain-containing protein slf (gene slf). NCBI's taxonomy places the organism in Eukaryota, Metazoa, Arthropoda, Insecta, Diptera, Drosophilidae. The record is from RefSeq and is a predicted model, not a curated record.